GUUGGUUCACUGUUCAGUGUUCGCACAAGCUGGCAAGGUGGUCGUUGUGUUGUGCGAGCAGCUUGUUGCGCACUGAUCUCUUACUCGAAAAUGCAGCCUUUAAUAGCCUCUGAUACUUUCGAUCGUCGUAAGUGCGAUUUAAAAUUGACGUGACGUUCAUCGCGUUGUUUACAAGCGAGCGAAUGAUAGGUUAAGCAAUCGCAUGCGCGCACGUACGAUAUUGACGGAGAACAGGUCAGCAAAGCAGAGUGUUGUCGAGCACGCAGGUACGUACUUGUAUAUCGGCGGCGUAGCUCUCACAUAACGGAUCCUUGAGGCACAGAGAGAGAGAGAGAGAGAGAGAGAGAGAGAGAGAGAGAGAGAGAGAAAGAAAGAGAGAAAGAGAGAAAGAGAGAAAGAGAGAAAGAGAGAGCGCCGUGCCCGUCGAGUGGAUCAGCAGAAGUAGCAAAGGAGAGAGAGAGAGGGAGCAUAGAAGAGCUACUGCGAUCGCAAGCAAUAAAAUGCGGAGGCGGAAGGAAGAAAGAAGACGGCGAAAAGCAGAACAGCAGCUGCCUUGAGGAUGAAGACGCACUUUGCCGGCAAAUGAGUACAGGGAUUGAUGGCGGCAACUGUGCUGCUGCUGCUCAGCCGAGUGCUCCUCUUCGGCAUUUUGUUUACGGAAGUCCUGAGCGCAGGCGCGUCAGCGGAUACCGGCAGCGGCGCCAGGAGGAGCGCUAGGCCGGCGCCGGCAGCCGGCGUGCCCCGGCUGGAGGUCCGGCCGCGCGGUGAGAUGCUGCUCGGGCGCCGACGCGUCGCCACGCUGAGCUGCUCCCCGAGCGGCCUGGCGCGCGUGCAGAGGGUCAGCUGGCUGCGCGAUGGCCGCGUCGCGCCGCCCUGCGGCCCUCGCCAGCGCUGCAGCCUGCGACUCGACGGUGCGCUCCGACUGGCCAGGCCUCGGCCGGGCGCCGGCGGCGCCGCCGAGUACCGUUGCGUGGCCCACACCGCCGACGGCGCCGCCCUGCGCUCUGGCCCGACCCUCGUGCGCACCGCUGAGCUGGCCGAGCACUUCGAGGAGGCGCCUCGCGAGCUGGCCGUGCACGAGGGCGAGGUGGCCCGGCUGGCUUGCCGCAUCGCCAGCGCGCCCGCCGCCGAGGUGACCUGGUUCCGGGACGGGCGCGCGCUGGCCGCGCCGGCGCCCGGCCUGGCGCUGCUGCCAGCCGCCGGCCUGCUGUUCAUCCGCGCGGCGCGGCCGUCCGACACCGGCGCCUACCGCUGCGUGGCCGCCAACCGGCCGGCCAACGCCAGCAGGAGCAGCGCGGAGGCCCGGCUGCGCGUGCUGCCGCGGCGCACCGCGCCCGGCGUGCUCUUCCCGCAGGCGGCCGCGCGCUACGAAGCGCUCAAUGCCAGCGAGCUGCUGCUGGCCUGCGCGGCCUCCGGCUACCCGCAACCCAACGCCUCCUGGACCUUCGUAGCCGCGGCGCCGGCCAGCCGGCCGGUCGCGCUGCGCUCGGCGCCCGGACUGAGCCUGCUGCGGCUGCGCAGCUUGAGACCCGAGGCCGCCGGCACCUACGUCUGCUCCGCCAGCGGCCUGGCCGCUGACGCCGCGCGCUCGCAGAACGUGACCGUGGAAGUGCUGGUGCCGCCGAGCUUCGUCAAGCGGCCGGCCAGCCAGGUGUGCCCCAACGGCAGGACGGCGCGCUUCGAGUGCCAGGCCCAGGGCCGACCCACGCCGCGCAUCUACUGGCUGAAGGACGCUACCGACAUCGCCAUCGACGGCCGGAGAACGCUCUACGUCAGGGAUUUCGGCAAGCUGGAGCUGGCCAUCUCGGCGACCGUGCCCUCGGACUCGGGCAUCUACCAGUGCGUCGCGGUCAAUGCUGCCGGCGAGGCUUGGGCCGCCGGUCGGCUACAGGUCAACGCCUCCCGCGACAGUCCUGCCGCGCCCACGCUGCUCGAGUGCCGGGCUCUGUCGCCCGCCAAGGUGUUCGUCUCCUGGCGGCUACCCGAGGUGCUGCCGCUCAGCAACGUCACUGCCUACACCAUCCACUACAGGCCCGUUGACGGCGGCAAGGAGGAGGUCUCUCCGCCCGAGCCAGGCAAUUCCACCUCCGUGCAAGUCACCAAGCACUUGCAGCCGUUUACCAACUACACUUUUUACGUGCGCCUGUGGACCAAUCGUGGUCCCAGCGACCAGUCCGCCAGCGUUACCUGCUCGACGAAAGCUAGCGUACCGAAAGCUGCUCCAAAAAUCUAUGCAAAUACGGUGAGUAGCAGCAAGCUGAAUAUUACAUGGGAGCCGCUGACUAGAAAGGAGGCGCAAGGAGUUGUAACCCAGUACAAACUUGAAUGGCGAUUCCUUCAUCAGCCAUCAGCUCGCGUUCGCCUCUUCCCAGCUAGCGUUCAACGGUACCUCUUGACGGAUUUAAUACCUGGACAACAGUACGAGCUUCGAGUUUUAGCCAGAACUGAAUUGGGUUGGCCAAAUCUUGGCGAUUCGCAGCUUGAUUGGUUGAUGGUUACGAUGCCAUCGUCAACGGAUCUUAUUGAAGCUCAAAUUUCACUUAUCAAUUCUACGACAAUUAAGAUCAAUUGGCACGUUUCAAAUUUAAUUUUUCAACUUGAAUCCUGGAAUGUUAAACUGAAAAAUGACGACACUUUUGUAGUUAUUGCAGCAGCUCAUUUGACGAAAGAUGCCAACGAGUACGAAUUUACAAAUCUUGAGCCGAAGGCGAGAUAUAUAAUUGAAUUGUGUGCUCUCAAUACGUACGCGGAAAACGUCAAUUGCAUCAGAAAAAUAGCAGAUUUGCAAAAGGUUACAAUGAGCAAUGCACCUACAGCACUAGAAGCAAUUCCGUUAUCUGCAAAUUCAAUUAGUCUAUCUUGGGUAUCGAAAAGUAUCAAUGGAUCGUUUGAAAUUUGUUACAACUCUGUGCACUUAUUGAACGAAUCGAUUAUAUGUAUUCUUGUCAAUAACACUCAAAUUGAUAUAAAAAAUUUGAAGCCAUUUACGCUAUACCAAUUUAAAGUGAAAGCUUUGAACAACAGUGUGGAUAAUGAUGAUGACAGUGCAAGUAUCGAGUGCUAUACCAACGAAGAUGUUCCAGGCAAAGUUGAAGAUGUCGAAUGGUUUUUCAUAAACAGUACGUUGGUGCGGCUAGCGUGGAAAGAACCGAAAACUGUUAAUGGUAUCAUUCAGAGGUAUUAUGUGGCCUAUUCGAUGGACGACAAUACCUACGAACCAAAAUCAGCUUGGAACAAUGUGACGGUAUUUGGCAACAAGACGUCUAUCAGCUUGCCAACUUUAGUGCCUGGAAAGCGUUAUUUCGUUGUGAUCCAGGCUGCGACAAAAGCCGGUACUGGUAAUCCGUCUGAACCAAUUAUCAUUGUGACUGCUGGCGGUAAUUCUCUUGAUGUAGCCGGUUCGCUAGAUGAGACGAAAUCUCUUCCAAAAAUUAGAGAGUAUAGGAAAUUCGGAAUAAUUCUAGGAAUAGGCAUCAGCAUUAUAAGUAUCUUGGUGUGUUUAUGCAGCAUGUAUUGCCGUAGGAGAUAUGAAAAUAUGAGAUCAGUUCGUGAGAGCGCUCAACCCUUGAAAAGCCGCGUUUUAACAACAAGGAAUGGCAUUUCUCAACCUGCUACUGCCAUAAUGAGCAGUGAAAUCGAGCUUGCGGUAUUGUUUCCUUCCACACCGAUAUCUACGAAUCCUUUGUGUGAUACCAAGGGGAGCGACCAUGCAAACGGUAUCUUGGAAUCAAAAGAGCCCCUUUUGUCGCCGUGGGAGAUGAAUGGAAUAAUAAAAGAUGUUCGUAUCACGGAGAAUCCACAGCAGCAGCACGAGCAUUCAAGAGAUUUGAAUAGUACGCAGCUAACAACUAUCGGUAAUGAUUUUGCCGGAAGUUUUGAAUCAAAUCUGAACAACAAUUUGGGUAAUUGUGAGUCAGCUGGCGAGGUCCUGGCUGCAAAAACUGUCCCUACAUUUGUUCCCAUGCUCGGCCCAAAUGGUUGAAGCAAAACAGUUCCUGUGAGCCAGAAGACUACCCAUGGGGAAACGUAAAGUAUACGUGGGUUAUUAAAUCUUUAUCUACCAACUAGUUGUUGGUACUUCCUAUUAUACAUACACGCGCGCGCGAGCGCACUGUCUGCCUGUGUGUGUGUGUGUGUCUGUCUGUCACACACACACACACAUACACACUCACACUCACAGAGAUGAACGUAAUUUUUAAGUUUUGAAUCAGAUGGUAACAUUCAGUGCAAAUGAGAAUCAUAUGAGAUUAUCAAAAAAUAGAAGAUGCGAGAGAGAAACUGCCGGAGACCAAUUUUGAUAUACGUGGUUAUUCUAUAACUUCCGGCUCUCUUCUGCUUAUUACGGAGAAAAUUACGUAUUUUAUUUUUUUUUCUUAUUGCAGUUUUAUAUGCGAGUUUAUUAAUGAUGACUGAUAUUUUGUACAGCGAUGCUUAUAGUAUAUACCUUCUAAUGCACAUCAGCAUACUCUCUUUAAUUGAGAAUAAUUACUGAUAGAUCAGACCGCAUUUAAAUAGGAUGAAUUCUGACUGAAAGCUUUAGCAAGAACCCAUACAAAAACAACCAGAGGUUAUCUUAAUCGAAUUAAUAUACCCGUGGUAUUCCUACAAACAAAUCAAUUACAUGUUUAAAUAGAACAGUAAUAGUAUUUAUGACAUGAUUGAUGGUCAAAUAAUUCCUAUUUUUAACGUUUUUAUACAUCGUUAUUAUUAAGCACACAUCAGACGAAUUGUUAAAUCUCGACUAUGUACUAAUGUUUUGAGUUUUUAAGAUCUUGGAGGCUAUAUUUUACAUAUAAAUGAUACAUUAUUUUUUUUAUUUUUAUUUUUACUAAUAUUAUUUUUAUCUAAGGAAUCUAACAUAUUAUAUUUGUUACUGUUUGUGUUGCUGAAUAGACACCAAUUUGUAUAGUCAGCGAGUAGCUUCCGCUUUCUCUCGUCUCAACUUGUUUCAAACUCUAUUUGACUGACAACGGACAACCGACAUUAGUUAAAGUAAGCAAAUCAUGAAGUCGAAAUUUUCAUCUUUCUUUAUUUACCGCAGACUUCGGUGCAUGUUACCAUGACAAAAAAAAAUACAGUACCUGAUAGACUAAGUUAUGCCGGUUAGAGUAAGACAUAGGUAUCUCAGUGUUAUUACUUCCUUCAUAAAUCAUUAUUUUUCGUUACUCGCAUUAGGCAUUGCAAUCUUUUCCAAUUGUUUUGGUUACAAUGCAAUAGUAUAUAAGGUUCGAAUGAAAAAUUCGUGUUUUCAUUAACAAACUGCUUAAUACACGAGAUUUUUUUCAAAUGCUGCAAGCUCUUCUCUCACAGAUGAAAUGUGAUCGAAGAGAAGUUGAGCAUACAGAUAAUAUUUCGCUGAAUGCGUCUCAAAAGACUGUAAAUAUGUAUUAUAGCUUCCAGUUAAAGAUGUCCUUGGUUCAAGCGACUCGAAAUUCUUAACCAAGGCAUUAAGAUGCAUCAGAUAUACUUGUAUCAAAAAUUAUUGAUGUACACUGUAAAUUUCUAGUGCAGUCGAAAGUAUUUUAUUUUUAAAUAUUAAAUUGAACAUACUUGAUUUGUUAUAAGAAAUAAUAAUGUUUUCAGGGGAUAGCUUUAUUUCAGAACUAUCAUCUGUAACUGAUUUUUAUGAGUAAUAUAAACAAUAUCGAUAAUGGCAUAAAUAAAUACUUUACUGCCUCAAAAUGUUCAAAGCUAAAAUCCAAGAAAUACAAUUCAAAUUAAAAAAUAGGCAUAGGCUUUUUUACAAGUAAUCGUAAAAUAAUCACUUGAUAAUUUUUUUAUUCGUGAUUUAAUAUUGUAUUUCCAGAACGUACCCUACAGUAUUCGUAAUAUUUUAUUCGAUCCCAAAUACAUAGACGUGUGUUAAUAUACGUGAAAGUUGCUUACAUCCGACAUUUUUUUAUACGUUGUUGUGAAAACUAGAUCAAGAGUUGAAAGAUAUUUAUGUACCCAUUUUAUGUAAAUUUUUACACUAAAUAUCAUUUUAUUGGUUGUUAUGUAUAGAAAUAGAUUUUUUCUAUGUGAAUAAUUUUUUUAAUAGUACAUUAACUUAAAGUACGUUAAUUAUAAAAUGGAUUUCUUUGGUAAAAUGUACUCCAACUAAGUUAUGAGAUUCUUUGUGUUUCAGUUCUGAAAAGUUCUAUAGUACAACAAAUAAUAAAGAGUAAUUAGUGUUAUACAAAAGUUCAAACUCUAUGAUGCUUUAUUUCGGAACCAACGAUCAAAUGAAAAAAACAAAAAGAGAUAAAUAAAAAAUCGAAAGAUACAAAAAGUAAUACGUACCUGAAUCGUACAACAAUAGAUCUUUAAAAAAAGUGACGAUUAAUUGUUGAACCGCGUAGUAACGAGUAGUGGAGCUUUUCGAUGCUAAGACUUUUAAGAGAUUUCACAAACAAAAAAACAAACAAAAAUAAAAAUAAAAAAAACAAGUAUAAAACGCUGUUCACCUAUUCGUAUAUUAUGUUAAAAGUUGAUUAUAAAAAUUUUUUAAAUUUAAGCGAUGUAUAUGCCUGUACUAAACUACUCGGCAAGAAAAGUCUCAGAUGUAAAAGUGAAAAACAAUAAAAUUAUUUUAUAUAAGAUACUUCGUUCUAAAAUUAUAAGUAAGAUGUCGCAAAUUGUAAAAAUAAUAGUUUUUUAUUUAUAAUAAUGUAAUGUCUAAAUCUGUUAGCUUAAGAGAUCGUAAAAAAAAGAGUCUAUGCUGUAUAAGACUUUUCUUCCUGAGAAUCAGAGUAGAUGUGAAAGAAAUUGAUAGCAUUAUAAUGUUAUCAAUUGUCAACAGACUUUUCCAAAAAAGGAAAAAAAUUACUAGUAGGUCGCCGUGCUAUUGCAUUAAGAACAGAAAAAUAACAAAAAAAGCAGAGAAAAAACUCAAGUACAGAGCAAUAACACCCUAAUUAAAACCCCCAUCGAUAUCCGCAGAUAUAUAGUCAAUAGAAAGUAUUCGUCGCAUCCUUGCUCCGAUCGUUUGGCUAAAAUAUAAAAGGUGCUAGAAAAAAUUAUCUUCAACGUGUUUAGAUUUACAAUGAAAAAUAAAAAUGUUAUGGCACCUCAUAACCAAGCUAACCUGAGGAACACCAUUAAUUUUUUAAUUUUUUUAUGAAAAAAUCACUACUCAAAACAUUUCAAAAUUGAUUAGUUGUAAUCUAGAUAUAAAUAUUUAUCGAUGAUAAUUUUUUUCGAGAACCUUUGAUUUUUAUUUUAGGCAAACGAUUACAGGGAAAUAGAGACGAAAUUUCUCUAUUGACUGAAUAUCUAUAGAUAUCGAUGGAAAGGACCUUAACCCUUUUCCUCCCAAAUAACACAAAUUUUUUCUUAACUUUCAUCCUCAUAUCUUUUAAUGAAAAAAUCGUAUGAAAAAUUUAUCAAGCAUCAUAUCUUGUAGAUUUUGACCUCUUUCGAAUGCCGUUGACAAAAUUUACCUAAAUUGUAAGCCGGAAACGUUAUAGGCCGGUUUUCCGGAAAAUUCACAAAUUUUUCGCGUUUUUUUUUAAAAAAAGUAUAUUUUGAAAUGGAAAAAGUUUGCACACACCAUUGGAAACACUGUUAUCGGUGUUAUAGAUGUCUUUUCUUUCAAAUGCCGUUGGAUUUUUUCCGAAAUUUAAAAUGGCGAACACAAAAUGGCGUUCGAAAGGAAAAAUUUUUUUUUUAAACUUGACGAAUUUUUUCCUCCAAAACUAUCAAGUUUAGUGAAAAAUUUCUAAGAACAAAAAUGUCUUGAAAUUAGUCAAGAAAUACUCUCAAAUUUUUUCAGAUUUUUUUACAGCGAAUUCGGAAAUUUCGAUUUUCCGAUUUUCCACGAAUUCGAAAAUUAACUCUCUCGCCUAAAGUCCUAUCGCGUCACAAUCAGGAAAAUCGACUUUUAGCGAGGGUAGAAAAAAAAAUAAUUGUUAGACUUGAAAUUUUUUUAAUUUUGUGAAACCAAAUUGAAAAAAAUGUAUACUAAGAAUAAAAUUGAUUAAUUUUUUACUCAAAAACUAUUGACUCAAUAAAAAAAUUCAUAAUAACAAAAGAGUCUUAAAAUUUACCAAGGAGUACUCUCAAUUUUUUUCAGAAUUUUCCGAGUUAAUUUUCGAAUUCGCGGAAAAUCGAAAUUUCCAAAUUCGCUGUAAAAAAAUCUGGAAAAAUUUGAAAGUAUUUCUUGACUAAUUUUAAGACAUUUUUGUUCUUAGAAAUUUUUCAC
Phymastichus coffea is the source of this 8182-nucleotide messenger RNA. RefSeq names its product protogenin-like. The coding region runs from base 599 to 3982 and encodes 1127 amino acids. Gene Ontology annotation, cellular component: axon; plasma membrane. The record is from RefSeq and is a predicted model, not a curated record. NCBI's taxonomy places the organism in Eukaryota, Metazoa, Arthropoda, Insecta, Hymenoptera, Eulophidae. Gene Ontology annotation, molecular function: protein binding. The transcript is spliced from 17 exons. Gene Ontology annotation, biological process: axon guidance; cell-cell adhesion.